Gryllus bimaculatus (two-spotted cricket) is the source of this 501-nucleotide messenger RNA. Lineage: Eukaryota; Metazoa; Arthropoda; Insecta; Orthoptera; Gryllidae. The record is from the annotation of a GenBank genome assembly.
AUGGUGAUGCGGUGUGCGCAGGUCGGGUGGAUGAAGGCGGAGGACCAGACCAUCCUGACGCUGCACACCAAGGUGGUGACGCACAACUCGCGCAUCAGCGUCUCGCAGGACAACAUGCGCACUUGGCAGCUGCACAUCCGCCAGGUGAAGGAGACGGACCGCGGCUGCUACAUGUGCCAGAUCAACACGUCCGUCAUGAAGAAGCAGGUCGGCUGCGUCGACGUCCACGUUGACUCGUUCAGCAACGACUCUCUGACCCUCAUCAAGCUGGACCGGAAGCAGAUGGGCGCUUACCUGUGCAUCGCGUCAAACGAAGUGCCACCUGCAGUUAGCAAAAGAAUCACUCUCAACAUUAACUUCGCACCCGUCAUCAAAGUGCCGAACCAGCUGCUGGGCGCCCCGCUCGGCACCGACGUACAGCUCGAGUGCUACGUGGAAGCCUUCCCCAACACCAUCAACUACUGGGUGAAGAACCGCGGCGAGAUGCUGCUCGACGGGUGA